Brassicogethes aeneus is the source of this 2113-nucleotide messenger RNA. The record is from the annotation of a GenBank genome assembly. NCBI's taxonomy places the organism in Eukaryota, Metazoa, Arthropoda, Insecta, Coleoptera, Nitidulidae.
GAUAUUUGUUUAAGCAGUGUUGCCCACCUAAAUAAUUUUCCUCUAAAGUGAGACAUUAAUUUUUAUAAACGGGGAUUUCUUCAAAAAUAAGAAAUUUCUCGGAGGUUUUAGGUUAGGUUUUGUAUUCUAAUCAAAAAUUUAAUUUGUUUUGAAUACUGAGAGUAAAAUAAUGCGAUUUUAUUAAUUAUAUCGUAAUACAAGAUGGAAAACGACAGAAAGGACGAAGAUAAAAAUGAAGAAAUUAUCCAGGUGAUAAUUGAUGAAAAUACAGGUAUUAAAAGGGAAAAACAUGUAAAAAGGGAAAUCGUGGAAUCGGAUAAGGACGAUGCGGAAGAUGGUGUGUCGCCAAAAACAGCAAAAGAUUUAUUCUCGGAUUUCAGACCCAUAUCGGAUGAUGAUUUUCCAUUUGAGGACUCGUCAGACUCGGACUUAGAACCUCUUUCAAAAAAACUUGAAGUAAAAAAGGAAAACACAUCGGAAACUACCACAAAAGGAACCCCGAAAAUAUACAAGAAAAGGCAUUAUUUGCAGAAAUACAAAAAAGAAUGGGAGCAGAUACCAGCUUUAAAACCAUGGUUAUCACAAAGCACUCUUGGAGAAUCAAACUUUUAUUGCAAGUUUUGCAAAAAGGAUUACAGAUGUGGAAAAACGGAAAUAUUUAAACACAUGGCAUCGUUGAAACACCAAAAACACCUUGGAAAACCUAUUUUAAGGGUACAGAAAAAGUUUUCAUUCAGAGGAUUGUUGUGCCCUACUUUUACCCCUUUUGAAAAAAACAGACCUUUUGAAAUUAAUUGGAAGUUGUUGAGGCCUUAUGCCAAGUUUUUGAAAGUUUGUGGAGUCAAAGGACUUUUAAUAAAUGAUGUAAUGGGUGAAGGGAUGUCUUUGACAAUUGAAGAGAGAAAACAACUGACUGAACAUUGGGCUGAAAUAUGUAAAGAAAGUGGGCAAUUUUUGAUGGUGCAAAUUGGUGGGGCCCCUUUAAGAAAUGUUAUUGAAAUGGCAAUACAUGCAGAGAGACAAAAUGUGGGGGCAAUAGUUUUGUUGCCAGAUUUAUACAACAGACCUAAUAGUCACUUGGACUUGAUAAGGUAUAUAAAAAUUGUUGCCGAGAAUUGUAAAGGGAUGCCUAUUUUGUAUCACCAUCAUCCUAAGUAUACAAAAGUUGAAAUGGAUGUUACAGCUUUCCUAUUGGAUAUAACAGGCGAGAUAGAUUCUUUUGUUGGUUUAAUUUACAGCACUAAUGAUUUAUCGGAAAGUAUGUCUGCUAUGACUCUAAAUCCAGAAAAAUUCUCAAUUUUUAUGGGAACUGAUGAUUGUAUAUUGGGAGCAGUCUCAAGUGGUUUCACAUGUAUAAUGGGUAACAGCAUCAACAUUUUGCCGAAAUUGGCAGAAUCUUUGUGCCACUGCGCAAAAAAUGGCGAAAUUAAGAGCGCACAGGCAUCGCAAGAUUUAAUGAAAAAAGCUUUGGACUUUAUUUAUUCAAGUGGAGAUAAAGUGUCUUCUCUUAAAGCAGCAAUGAGUAUUAUAGCAAAUUUGCCAAUGAUAACAACCAGAGAACCAUUGCAGACAGUAUGGGAAGGAACACUAAUAAAAAUGAAAAACAAACUACACGAAAUCGGAAUUGUUUAAUUUUAUACAAAAACGCACUUGGGCCACAGAAUAUUCUGUGCUUAGGCUAGUAUUUAUCAAUUUAAAAGUUAUGUGACAAUUUAUUUUAUUGAGGACAAAAUGUUUUAUAAUUUUUCCCCCCCAAGGUCUUCAAUUUAAUGAUAUAUCAACAUAUAUAUAAUAGAUGGUUUUUAUUUUAUACAAUUAGGAAUAAUUCGUUUGUUUCACAAUCCACACAACAAGGUCUGUUCUAUUUCGUACUAAAAAUACUAAAAACCACUGCACAGAGUUUAACGGCGGCCAUUUUUGUUGUUUACAAUUCUUGUGCUUUGGGUUUGUGCUGUUUAUACAGAUUAAUAAUCGUUUUAAACGUUGUGUUUCUUACAGAGGCACUUGUAAGCCUGAAAGUGCUAAGAAAAGCCAUUUUUUUUCUCUUUUGUAAAAAAUAAACAUUAUUUUAUGAGGGCUGUCAUCCAACUGUCAAUUUUAAGGUUAAUUUGUG